Messenger RNA from Colletotrichum spaethianum, 495 nucleotides. RefSeq names its product putative oxidoreductase. Lineage: Eukaryota; Fungi; Ascomycota; Sordariomycetes; Glomerellales; Glomerellaceae. The coding region runs from base 1 to 495 and encodes 164 amino acids. The transcript has 2 exons. The record is from RefSeq and is a predicted model, not a curated record.
AUGGCGAGUGUAACUGGACUGCGCGUUAUUGUGGCUGGUGCGGCCACGGGUGUCGGAGCCGGCACGGCCAAACUCCUCGCCGCCCGCGGAGCUAAAGUCGUCGUGGCCGACAUCAAUAUCACCGCUGCGAAAGAAGUUGGUGAAGAGAUCACCAAGUCUGGGGGCAGCGCUAUUGUCAUUGAGUUCGAUCUCUCAGACGAGGACUCUAUCAAGGCUCUGGUCGAGAGAGGCACCGAGUGGCUCGGCGGGCUUGACAGCUUGCUAAAUAUUGGUGCCGACCUCAGCCCUCAGAACUUGGGAAACGACACAUCUGUUUUGGAUAUGGACACCAAGGUCUGGCAACGAACGUUCCUAGUCAAUACUACUGGCUAUGCUUUGACAACAAAAUACUCUCUACCACAUCUCAAAAAGGCAGGGGGUGGCACGAUCAUUAAUAUAUCCAGUAGCCAAUACGAGUGGCAUAUGCAGCUUCGAAAGCAGCUGUGCAUGCCUUGA